UUGACCUUCCAAAUCUCAACAUGAAGAAAAUUCCAGAUUCAGACUAAUUCACGAAUUGACACCGUCAGAAUAUUCCAGACAGGUUAUGUGCACGUAUAUAUUUGGGGAGCAUCAAGAUAAAUUUCUACGAUGCUGAAGCUGGAAUGGAAAAGGAAAAUAAUUGUUAAGUAACAUGAAAGUCGUGUUUUCACAUGUGUUUCAGGACGCCUAGUCAUAUUGGCUUUAUGAAGACUUAUUCUAGCGUAACUCUCUCGUUUAAAGUUAUUACAGAACUACGUAUCGACUUGCUGAAUAUGAAUAUUUAAUUAAUAGCUUUUUACACUCGUGAUUCUUUUUUCUGUUUGCAUAACAUGAACGUGAACGAUUGACAAUCGUGCAGCUCGGUGUGCAAUCAACAUCAUCACCUGCCACGCAACGUACAAGUAUGUGAUUUUGAUGAGAAUACACCGGUAGCAUUUGUCGUCUGCCCAGAGAAGCAAAUCAAGAGACGACGAUGGGAGCCGAGGACACGGAUGUAAAAAAGGAACAUGCUCACCCCAUUGAUAAAGGGUGGGCUUGGAUCAUUUUAUCUGCGUCUUUGUGUGCAAUGAUGAUCUAUGGAGGGAUACAUCGCGGGUUCGGAAUUCUGUUCGUGGAGUUCCGUAAAAAGUUUGACUCGUCUUCGGCCGGUAUGUCCAUCGUGGUCAGUGUACAGAUUGCAGUGAUGAGUAUCUCCGGUUUAUUUCUGAUGACAGUGGGAAUGAAAUACUUCAGCAGUCGACAGUGUGUCACCAUCGGUGGAUUCUUCGUGACAACAUCUCUCAUACUGAGCACAUUUGCCAAAAACGUCACGCAUUUAGUAUUUACCCACAGUGUUCUAAUUGGUUUUGGUUUGGCGGCAGUACUUGGUCCCUCUCUGAUCAUCACAGGCCAAUAUUUUGAUUCCAGACGAGGGAUAGCCAACGGGCUUCACACAGCUGCCGCUAGCUUUGGUGCACUUGUUCUUGCCCCUGUAUUCAGAUACUUCAUCGAUGCUUUUAUUUUGAAGGGUGCUCUGUUAAUUUUAGCGGGAUUGGCUUUCCACAUAGUACCUGCAGGAAUGUUGCUCCGCCCACCGGAAUUGUAUAAAAAGUGGGUUCAUCAGAAAAAUACACGAGAUGAAAAUGAUAAAGAAACUUGUAUUACUUCUUGUUUGGUCCAAAUAUCUAAUGGGGAUAUAAAUGAAGAUUCAGGCGUUAGUGUGACACAAAAUCCCUCCAUUUUGAAUGUUUGUCGCCAUCCUUUCGUUUAUUCGUCCGUUCCAAUGCUUACGCCCAUGAAACCAAAGGAUGCCAUCAGUGUGCAUAGUUAUGAUGUUCCGAAAAUAUCUAAUAGUAGACAUUAUUAUUCAAAUAGAAGUAUUUGUGAUCAUGGCCUUAAACAGGAAGAGAAAUUGUACGGAAGUGCUGAUAUGAUUAUGAUUGUACCGUAUGGAAAUGGGUCCAUUUCUAGUUUAGCUAAUGCCAAAAAAUCAGAUAGCUUAUUGUUGAAUGGAAAAGUUGUCAAUGACCAGCCAAAAAAUGGAUUUACCAGUCACGAGAAUGUGAAAACAAACUUGAAAUAUCAUAAAGAAGAAAAACCCAGAAAUUUCUUCAAUGCCUCUAUCUUUCGAAAUGCUCAAUAUAUUUUCUUCGCACUGGGGUUUACAUUAGGAGUUCCAGUGGUUAUAACUGUGGUAUACCUUCCAGAUGUCGCUGAGGAUUGUGGGAUUUCACGUGACGAUGGCGCCCUUUUGGUAUCUAUUUAUAUGGUAGGGGAGAUAAUUGGGCGAUGUGGAAGUGGGUUUUUCUCAGGAAAAUUAAUACAUCGCCAAAUUGUCAUUGCUUUAUCGCUAUUGAUAGCAGGGAUUGCACAAAAUCUUGUUCGAUUUUUACAAACAUUCUGGCUUCUAGCUGCCUUUGCUGUUGUGAAUGGUGUGUUUGGAGGUCCAAUACAUGGACUCUAUGCCUCGGUGGUGGUGGACAUACUGGGUAUAGAAAACCUGAGAAGUGGUUUGUGUGUUCUGCAAUUAUCACAGGGUAUAAUAUGGAGUGCCAUUCUACCAAUUACAGGGUAUCUUCGUGAUGCCUCGGGGGAUUACAUGUUAACUUACCAUUUUGUAGGGUCAUUAACCAUAAUUGCUGCUUCAGUUUUAUUUGUUAGCCAUUAUUGUGUAAAGAGGUCACCAAACAUUACGGAAGUAGACGUUACAGAAGAAGAAACUUGAUAUUUCUUUUUGUUUUGCUGUUGUUCGUUUACUUUUUACCUCUUUUAAUAAUAACAGUUCUUUCAUCUGUAAUAUAUGCUUCUGUAUUGGAAUUAUUAAAAUUUUGCAUUUUGUU
This is a messenger RNA of Saccostrea cuccullata (small rock oyster), 2339 nucleotides long. Its product is annotated as monocarboxylate transporter 13-like. The record is from RefSeq and is a predicted model, not a curated record. The transcript is spliced from 5 exons. Gene Ontology annotation, molecular function: monocarboxylic acid transmembrane transporter activity. Gene Ontology annotation, cellular component: membrane. NCBI's taxonomy places the organism in Eukaryota, Metazoa, Mollusca, Bivalvia, Ostreida, Ostreidae. The coding region runs from base 494 to 2224 and encodes 576 amino acids. Gene Ontology annotation, biological process: transmembrane transport.